This is a messenger RNA of Amborella trichopoda, 1180 nucleotides long. RefSeq names its product protein MIZU-KUSSEI 1. Gene Ontology annotation, biological process: hydrotropism. The record is from RefSeq and is a predicted model, not a curated record. Lineage: Eukaryota; Viridiplantae; Streptophyta; Magnoliopsida; Amborellales; Amborellaceae.
AUCCUACUUUCAGUCCCAAACUUGGUCACGUCAAACCCUCUUUUCCCUACUAAUAACCAACUUCAAAGCCCUCUAUCUGUCCAGCUUCAAAGAUUCCAACGACACUAGUCCCACCCAAAAAACACGACUUCCCUCCACUUUAUGUGGCUAUAUUUAAUAUGCAUUCAUACUUUCCCUUCUAACACUUGAAAAACCCUCCUUGGCAGCUAUGGAGUACAACCAGCCCUUCCCUCCAGGCAUAUCCUUGUUGCACCCCAGCGAGAAGAAGAAAUCCAAGCAGGGAAAGUUAAGGAUGAGGUUCUCACUAGUCUGGAAGAUCCUCCCCAUGCUGAGCACAGGGUGCAAGACUGGGAGGCCUCCGACGGGCCUCCUCCUUAAUGGACAAGUGGUGACCGGGACUUUGUUCGGGAACAGGAAAGGACGGGUGAGCCUAGCCAUUCAAGAGGACUCGAAGAGCCUGCCAGCAUUUGUAAUUGAGCUUCCCAUGCCGACACAUGCUUUACUAAAAGAGAUGGCAUCUGGGCUCGUGAAGAUCGCACUAGAGAGCGAGAGUAAGGGUACUUCGCUCUCCCAAAAGGCUAGUAGGCUAGUGGAUGAUAGUGUGUGGUGCGUAUAUUGCAAUGGGAGAAAGACAGGCUAUGGUGUGAGGAGGGAGAGGUUCUCAGAGGAGGAGUUGCAUGUGAUGAGAAUGCUUCGGGGUGUAUCUAUGGGUGCCGGUGUUCUUCAUUGCUCCUUUGCCCAACAGUCAGCUGCAGAGAGCGAGGUUGGAGAUGCCGAAGUGACAUAUAUGAGGGCGCGGUUCGAGAGGGUGGCAGGAUCCAAGGAUUCAGAGGCUCUCUAUAUGAUAAAUCCUGAUGGCAAGGGGGGGCCGGAGAUGAGCAUCUUCUUUGUCCGAUGUAACCGGGAGAACAUCAAAACCAAAAUUCCCUUCAGCUCCAAAGGUGCGGGUCAUACAAGUGUAUGGCUGGGGAAGAUUAGCAUGGUCAUUGCGGCAUGCGAACACAUUAACAUAUCGGACGGUGAUGAACGGGGCUGGGUCCCACUAAUAAUGCCAUUCAUUAAAUUUUGGUUAAAUGCCAACCUGUAAUUGCUUUUAAGCCAUUUGUCGUUGCUUAUGGGUGUAUGCCUGUUAAUGGGCCCUACUUAUUUAAUGCUCUCGCAAUAUAGUUUUAUUUUGUUU